Molecule: messenger RNA, 276 nt
Organism: Cladocopium goreaui
Lineage: Eukaryota; Dinophyceae; Suessiales; Symbiodiniaceae
Source: the annotation of a GenBank genome assembly
AUGGAAUCCCUUGGGCACAGUCCGGAAGGUACAAUCUCGCUUGAGAGCUUUCAACAAUACUUGACAGAUUCAGAGAUAGCGGGCAUUUUGUCAAGCGUGAAAGUAGACGUGGUGAUUCUCGGGGAGAUGUUGGAGAUGGUCUACGAAGAUUUGGAGCGUCAGGGCGAAUCAAUGACCUUUGAGAGGAUGAUCGAAUUUAUGUUGAAUGGGCGUGGCUCCAACACCGCAACCGUGAGAGAUAUCAAAGAACUCCUUCGAAUGGUUCAGUCGUGCUGA